Saccharomycopsis crataegensis is the source of this 180-nucleotide messenger RNA. RefSeq lists its product as uncharacterized. Lineage: Eukaryota; Fungi; Ascomycota; Saccharomycetes; Ascoideales; Saccharomycopsidaceae. The coding region runs from base 1 to 180 and encodes 59 amino acids. The transcript has a single exon. The record is from RefSeq and is a predicted model, not a curated record.
AUGUCCUUAUCAAAACAAUUGUUAUCUCAAAGAACCCGCCCUUCAUGUUACUUAUUCCUUCUCUACAUCACUGGUGCCAUGACCUUGCCAUUUGUCUUUACCGCCUACAAGACGCCAUUUGAUCAAAGCUCCAAAGGGGUCUACGCCCAUGAACACUACUGGAGAAUCCAGAGACAAUAA